AUGCAGUACUGCAGGAAGUUAUGGCGGAAGCCACGGUCUCAGGGGAAAAGCAGCGAGGAGCAAUGGCCAGUGUGGGUUCGGACGCAGUCAGAAGUUUUGACCUUGUUUACAACGAUGGAGCCAUUUGACGCUGACAUUGAUGACCGGGACAUUGCAAAAAGCUGGGGCAUUGACGGCGUGCGUGACUCACGAAAGAAAGUCUUGGCUGACUUGCAAGGCAAGGUCGUUGAGAUUCUGGAUGACGAGCAGCCAGGCCAGAGACGCUUGAAGGCGGAGUUGAGGCCGGCACAGGCUAAGGCGAAGGGGAAAGCGAAAGCUAAAGAGAAGGUGUCCGGAAAAGGGGAUGGUGAAAAGAAAGCCGCGUACACUAUCAAGAAACACAAGCGUAAGUCCAAGACUGGUACCAUUUUGGCUUGCGCCAUCGUUCAUGAAGGAAAACAAAAGGUCCAGCUUUGCUCCACGGCCACUGACUUCGACAUGGGUGAAUGCGAGAGGAUUGUCACUGAAUUGACGGAGGAUCUCAACAAUGGUUCCAAGACCCUGGAAGCUGUUGUGCAGCGAUUGGGUGAGAUCAAGUCUGCGGCAUGGCCGUAG
Messenger RNA from Durusdinium trenchii, 594 nucleotides. NCBI's taxonomy places the organism in Eukaryota, Dinophyceae, Suessiales, Symbiodiniaceae. The record is from the annotation of a GenBank genome assembly.